This is a messenger RNA of Dothidotthia symphoricarpi CBS 119687, 954 nucleotides long. RefSeq lists its product as uncharacterized. The record is from RefSeq and is a predicted model, not a curated record. NCBI's taxonomy places the organism in Eukaryota, Fungi, Ascomycota, Dothideomycetes, Pleosporales, Dothidotthiaceae. The transcript has a single exon. Bases 1 to 954 code for a protein of 317 amino acids.
AUGACUACUGCUUCUAUGCCGGCCCAUUCUCCUGCUGCUAUUCUGGAGCAUGUGAGGGAAGGCGAAAAGCAGACUUUCGAUCAAUGCUAUGCUCUAAAUGCCCAACUCAUUGAUGCUCUCGAAGGGCUCCUCGACACAAGCAACAAGAACCAUACCGAGACUGAGGAGCUUCGACAGAGAUGCGCCGAACUCGAAUUCGAGAAUGAACAGCUCAACAUCAACAUCGAGCAAGAACGCGAUGUCAGCCAGGGAGUGCUCAGUUGGAUCAAGACCAAUCUGAACUCCGACACCUUUAUCAAGGACGCCAGAUUGGAGAGUCUGACAGCUCACGCAGACCCAGACACGCAGACGGCACUGAACAGGAUUACUGAGAUGGUUACCGACGAUAAAGCCAAAUCAGCUCAGGAUAUCGGUACAUUCCUUGAGGCUCUCUUUCAAUACCACAUCAACCUCAACAAGAGAUACGACGAGAUCAAAGCUCACAACGCUGAACUGGCCAUGGGCACGGAGGUUAGGCCCCUUGCAGUGGCACUGAAACGAGCAUGUAUCGUCCUCCAAGGCGCUAUGAAGUUCAUCUGGGACUAUGUCACAGAAUGCCAACACGCUCUUGAGAACCCGAAUGCAGUUGAGAAUGCCAGAAUCGAUCUGCAGACGCAAGUGGUAUCUGUCACUGCUGGCUACGCGCGUGUACGCUUCAUUAUCGAUAGGUUGUGGCCGAAGAAUAUGGGCAACGUUCCGUACAACUUGGCAUACUACCACCGUCCCGGAAACUCUACCUUGGCGCCAUGGUUCAACGAGUUGAUGUCGAGUGUCAAGAACGAGAUCGACCAGAAUCCCGAGAUAUUUGACGAGUGGGUGAAGGACAUUGCCAAGGGGACAGAAGUCUACAUGGAGAUGUAUCAGAACACUGACUUUGGUAUUCUCCGCCAGUGCGCCAUGUGUGCAUCUCGUUGA